Molecule: messenger RNA, 2871 nt
Organism: Oppia nitens
Lineage: Eukaryota; Metazoa; Arthropoda; Arachnida; Sarcoptiformes; Oppiidae
Gene: Pi3K59F
Product: phosphatidylinositol 3-kinase catalytic subunit type 3-like
Exons: 9
Coding region: 2-2734 (910 amino acids)
Biological process (GO): autophagosome assembly; phosphatidylinositol-mediated signaling; phosphatidylinositol-3-phosphate biosynthetic process
Cellular component (GO): phosphatidylinositol 3-kinase complex, class III, type II; phagophore assembly site; membrane
Molecular function (GO): 1-phosphatidylinositol-3-kinase activity
Source: RefSeq, a predicted model, not a curated record
AAUGUCCACUCAUUCGUCUUCGGGCGUCACUCAGCAUAACGUGACUCAAGUGACCACUGACUCCGGUCUUAACGAUUGCCAUAAAUUCAAUUUCAUCUAUACUUCAGACUUGGAUGACGUCUACUUUAGGAUUAAAUGUGGUACGUUAGAGGGAUUGGAAGUGAACGCCAAAGUUGAGGACCAUUUGGUGACACAACAUCUGUAUAUAACAUGCGAUCUCUAUUCAAAUGGUCACCUCUUGUGUCCGACACGACAGUCACAAUACAAACAUAUGUCCAAUCGUUUUGAUUGGAAUGAAUGGCUAUUAUUUCCUUUGAAACUAUCGGACAUUCCUCGGGACGCACUCUUAAGCUUUACAAUUGUUGACGUUUCAAGCGAUGGCAAACCGUAUCUUUUGGGUGGAACUGCUAUUACUAUAUUCGGAAAGCACGGGGCGAUGAGGAAAGGCAUGUAUGACCUGAGAGUAUGGCUCAGCAAUCAAACUGAUCUCCAAAAUAGUCAUCAAUUAAAUGGAAAGCAAAGCAUUUCCGGACAAAUGAAUAAAAUCAAUAAAUUAAAAAAGAAAUACCGAUGCGGAGAACUUCCAAGAAUUGAUUGGUUGGAUAGACUGACAUUUCUUGAGAUCGAGAGAUUGGUUCAAACAGAAAAAAAGAAUACCAAUUAUGUCUAUCUUUCAAUUGAGUUUCCUAUUGUCACAGUCAAUGGUGUGGAUCACUCUGUUGUAUAUUUCGAAAGGGGAGCUGAAGAAAGUUGUCAGUAUAGCUUCAUUGAGAAUGAUUUAGUGAUAAUACCUGAUCCCGAAAUGUCAAUGGAAAACCUCGUUGAGAACAAACAUCAUAAACUGUCGCGUAGUAUCAGAAGUGGUAUUACUGAUCGCGAUCUUAAACCCAAUGCCGGAGUUAGAGAUCAAUUGAAUGCCAUAAUGUGUUAUUCACCGACUAAAGUGUUGUCUAAUGAAGAACAGGAUUUGUUGUGGAAAUUUAGGUUUUAUUUGGUUAACCAAAAGAAAGCAUUAACUAAAUUCUUAAAAUCUGUUAAUUGGCAUUUGAAUACCGAAGCUCAUCAGGCAAUAGAACUGCUCGAAAAUUGGCAACCAAUUGAUAUUGAAGACGCUUUAGAGUUAUUAUCGCCUCAUUUUCAAUACCCGGCUGUCAGACGAUAUGCUGUCACCCGAUUACAUCAGGCGCCCGAUGAGGAACUGCUUCUCUAUUUGCUUCAAUUGGUUCAGGCAUUGAAAUACGAGAAUUUCGAUGAAAUACGACAGGCAUAUGAAAAAGAGAGAAGAGUCGAUCUGUUUGAUGAUCGAACUCAUGAAAGGGAAAGGAGAGGUAGUACGACAUCAACCGGUACAACUGGUCUAACCGAUUCUCUUAAUGCAUUAAAACUUGAAGUUCAUUCCAAUGAAGCCAAUGAUAACGAAUUAAAUAAGAAAGAAGAAAACUUAGCGACAUUCCUGAUAUCCCGCGCCUGUACUAAUGAUAACUUAGCCAACUAUUUCUUUUGGUAUCUAAUGGUCGAGUGUGAGGACGGGCAGUAUACUGACACUCCUCCUCAUACUUAUGUAAUGACUAAUAACAACAACAACACCAAUGAGUUAAUUCGAGUGAGUGAUAUGUAUGUAAUUAUGAUGAGACGGUUCAGUUUGCGGCUAUCGAAGGGAAGUCCUGAGAUGAGAGCGCGCCGACAGUUACUUCAAAGACAACAAACGUUUGUCGAGAAAUUAGUUCAAUUGAUGAAAGUUGUGGCCCGAGAGAAUGGCAACAGACAGAAAAAGAUUGAUAGAUUGCAAAAUCUUUUAGCCGAAGCAGAGAUUUUUAAGAUUAAUUUCACAUCAUAUGAUCCAUUACCAUUACCACUUGAUCCAGAGAUUAAGAUAACUGGAGUCAUACCUUUAAAAGCAACUCUAUUUAAAAGCGCAUUAAUGCCGGGAAAACUGGCGUUUUCUACCACAAAAAAUACCGAAUAUUUUACAAUUUUCAAACACGGAGAUGAUCUCAGACAGGAUCAGCUCAUACUUCAGAUGAUUACUUUAAUGGAUAAAUUGUUGAGAAGAGAAAACUUAGACUUAAAGCUUACACCGUAUAAUGUUUUGGCCACAAGUAGUAAACAUGGAUUCGUACAGUUCAUUGACUCGAUAUCAGUGGCUGAAGUACUGGCAGCUGAGGGCAGUAUUCAAAACUAUUUCCGUAAACACGCGCCUUCUGAUGCUAUGUAUGGUAUCUCUCCUGAAGUAAUGGAUGCAUACGUUAAAUCUUGUGCUGGAUAUUGUGUCAUAACAUAUCUGUUAGGAGUAGGAGAUCGACAUUUGGAUAACCUUUUACUUACCCGAACGGGAAAGUUAUUUCACAUUGAUUUUGGGUUUAUUUUAGGAAGAGAUCCCAAACCAAUGCCGCCUCCCAUGAAAUUAAGUCGAGAAAUGGUUGACGCCAUGGGAGGCAUUAAUUCCGAACACUACCAGUCUUUCCGAAAGCUAUGUUAUACAGCAUUCUUGCAUUUGAGACGACACGCAAAUCUGAUACUGAAUUUGUUUUCACUUAUGAUCGACGCAAGUGUUCCCGACAUUGCACUCGAACCCGACAAGACUGUCAAGAAAGUUCAGGACAAGUUUAAGUUCAAUCUUAACGAUGAAGAAGCGGUCCGUUAUAUGCAAGACCUCAUCGAUUACAGUGUCAAAGCUUUCUUUCCAGUUAUGGUCGAACAUAUCCAUAAAAUGGCUCAGUUUUGGCGGAACUGAUCAUCGAUGGCCUUAUAAUUCUUGAGUGCCUUACUUAAAAAAGCUCAAUAAUUACAUAUUUAAUGAAAAUUUUGAUAUAAUUGGCAUUUAGUUUAUAUUUGAGUCAAUUUUUAGUUAAUAAAAUAUUUUUGACAUUU